AUGGUCGUCGGAUACGUCGCAGCCAUGCCCGACGUCCACUUGGGCAAAGGCGCAACGAUAGGGAGCGUGUUCGCUUCUCGUGAUUUCGUCUGCCCGAACGCCGUUGGAGUAGACAUAGGCUGUGGCAUGUGCGCUGUGAAGGUUCCAGGUCUCACUCGCCUUGGCCUUUCUGAGACUUUUUUGAUGAAGCUACACGGUCAACUGGUUGAGAGAAUCCCCACUGGCUUCAAUAGCCAUGAGAAAGCAUCGUCGGAAAUGCGAGCGGCUAUGAAGCGACUGGUGGACGAGCACAAGCCUACUGGGCAUACCAGAGGAGUGAUUGCCGAGCGGCACGUGAAACAGAUUGGUACCCUUGGUGGUGGCAACCACUUUAUCGAACUGCUUCAUGACGAAGGAGACGACAUAUGGCUCAUGCUACAUUCGGGCAGCCGGAAUAUCGGCAAUAUUACUGCCCAAUAUUAUGACGGGUUGGCUGCGAGACAGACAGGCACUUCGAAGGAAAACCUGGCCCAUCUCGCGAUCGCCAGUGAUGCUGGUCAAGACUAUCUACGAGAUAUGCACUUCUGCCAAGCCUAUGCGAUGGAGAACCGAAAAUUCAUGAUGAAUUCUUUCGUUA
Molecule: messenger RNA, 616 nt
Organism: Perkinsus marinus ATCC 50983
Lineage: Eukaryota; Perkinsozoa; Perkinsida; Perkinsidae
Product: Protein rtcB, putative
Exons: 6
Biological process (GO): DNA repair; RNA repair; RNA processing
Molecular function (GO): RNA ligase activity; DNA ligase activity; manganese ion binding
Source: RefSeq, a predicted model, not a curated record